CUAGCUACCUCAAACUACGGUACAUUUUUCCGACAAAUUUUGUUUGAAAAGGUGUAUAUGUGAAGAAAGUAUAGGCGACGCAAUUAAUUAUGAAAAGUGUUAAAGAAAUAAGUUGAUAAAAAGUGUAUACUAAUGUCUCAUUUCAUUGUAUUUUAAAUAUCACUAUUUUUUAUUUUCAACAUCAAUACACAGAUUGUUUUUCGAACAAUUUAAUCGUGAAAUUCUCUGUAAAAUGUGUAGUAAAUGUUUUAUUCCAGAAUAAAAGAGUGAAAUAUUGCAUAAAAAUUCGCGAAAAUCUCGCUUUUCAAAAAACAAAGUUUUGACUUUCUGAUGCAAAAAGUUAAAUUCAUCAUCUUAUGAUGCUUGAAAAACACUAGCUAUCAGUCAUAUUUAUGAUUCUUCUGCAGUUAAACAAAGGUUUCUAGAUAAUAUUCUUACCAGAUAACAUCGUUAAAACAUGAUGAGUGAAAAACGUUGCAUGACUCUUCCCGUGUAGCCUUUUACUUUUCCAAUUUGUAAAUAAUACGUUCACUACAUAUUCUGUAGAAAAUUUCACAAUUCACCUUUUAAAGAAAAUCUAUACUAAUGUUCAAUAUAAAGAGGUUAUAUUAGAAAUGGAUGGAAUCAAAAGUUACAAGUUAUCAUAGAUUCAUAGGUGAAGUUUUCAUGCUUUUGACUAGUAGAGAUUAUGUACAUUUUAAACAGUAAUAUCAAUUAAAUCAUAUAAUUAAAUAAAGAGAGCAACUGAAUAAUCAUCUAGGUGAAUUCUAAAGAUACAUCUGUUGGUUGGGGAAUCUGGUUCGAUUCCAAUAAGUUUCUUUGUUGCAGCACCAGCAUCAUUUGCACAAGCUCGAAUUUGGCUUGAUGAACGAACUCGCUUCGAUUCAGACAAGCCACAAGUAGCGAUCUAUAAUAUGCCUUUUGUUUAUUGUCUGCAAUCAAGUCAUACUUUAUCGGUUACACAACUUCAUCAAGCUCUUCAUCUCACUGUUCACAAACAUCUCUCACUCCAUACAUCACUUCAUAAUGACAUCCAAAAGAAUCUACUUAUGCAACGAGUUAUCACUCAUGAAGAUAAAAAUAGUAAUAAUAUGUUUUCAAUCAUCCAAACUACUUAUGAAACAGAUGAACAAUUGAAUGAGAUUUUACACGACGAGAAACGUAAUCCUUAUCUUUUCGAUCUUGCUCAAGGACUUGUCUUUCGAUGUCAUAUUGUUUAUUACAAACAAAUCUCUUCAAAUCAUAUUCUUUCUCACAAAGAUCUACUUCUCUUCAACUUUCAUCAUGCUUUGUUUGAUUUUUCAUCGAUGGAAGUGUUUCAUCAUGAUCUCAAUCAAGCAUAUACAACAGGUCAAUUAUUAUAUGAUGACAACACUAAUCUUCGUUAUCUUGAUUAUGCUGUUAUUGAACAAAAAAUGCCAAUGACUGGUGCAAGUAUGUUUUGGCUUGAUGCUCUUCAUAAUUGUAAACUAGAUCAACCUUUGUCAUUACCAUAUGAUCGAUAUCGUCUCUCACAUGAACAUCAGACUGGUCAUACAACAUCUGUCUCUUUCGAUUUUGGAAUAGAUCUUUCCCAUCAGUUUCUUAACUAUGCAUCAUCAAACAAUUUCAAACAUCAGUAUCUAGCACUUGCUACUUACUUUAUCUUGUUAUUUAAAUUAACGAAUGGUGAAAAAGAUUUAUGCAUUUUAAUGAAUGUCGACAAUCGUUAUAGAGAUGAACUUAAAUCUCUGAUUGGAUUGUUUGAGAAUGUCAUUCCAUUGAGAUGUCAAUUAGAUCCUGACUGGUCUUUUCAUUAUGUACUCGAUUAUGUUCGAGAGAUAACAACAAAUAGUAUGAAAUAUUCUUAUUUUCCUCUUCAGCAUAUUCUCAAUCAACAUCCAAAUGUUCCAAAACCAACAUUUCUUGAUAUAUCAUUUGAGUUUCUCUCAUUUAUUACAAGAAGUGAUAAUAAACUAAUAAUGAUUGGUGAUAGUCAACUUUCUUCUAUACAUUCUACAAUGAAUAUUAAUGAUAAUGAGAUUAGAAAUAAGUAUGAUUUCUUACUCGUAAUUCAACAUGAUGUCAAUAUCAAUCAACUCUCAUGCACAAUCAAUGCAUCACUUGAUUUAUUUAAUGUCGAAACAAUCGAUAAGAUUUCUCAACGAUUUCAUUCAAUGUUGAAUCAAUUAUUUAUAUCUUUUGACUGUACAGCAAACAAACCAGUCUAUGAAUUAUCAUUAACACUAUCCAAUGAAAGAUUACUCAUGCAAUCGAUGAAUAAUACACAAGUAUCAUUUCCAUCUCCUCUCACUUGUAUUCAUCAUGAGUUUGUAUAUCAAACAAUGAAGCAUCCACAAAAACUAGCUGUUGAACUAGAUGAACAAUCAUUGACAUAUUGUGAACUUCUAUAUUAUGUUCAAGUAUUAUCUUUAACUCUUCUUAAUGAAUAUCUUGUCACUCCAGGUGAAAUAGUUUGUCAAUGUGUUGAGCGAAGUUUGUCAAUGGUGAUUGGUAUUAUAGGAAUUGAAAUGGCUGGUGGUGUUUAUUGUCCAUUAUCACCUCGAGAUCCACAACAUCGUUUACAUGCUCUUGUACAACAAACUCAAUGUCGUCUUGUUCUUAUUCAUGAUUUAACGAAGACCAAAUUCGAUCAUGACAGUGUUACACUUGAUAUUGAUCCAAUAUUAAAUGUUUAUAAUAUGGAUAGUGACAUGAAUUAUAGUUACCUCUCAAGGGUGAAAGUGAAAGGCAAAGAGAUAGCUUACAUUAUUUUCACUAGUGGUUCAACGGGAACACCUAAAGCAGUUCAAGUUCGACAUAAGAACUUUAUUGCUUGUAUACAUUCUUUGGCUUACAUGAACUCGUUUAAUAAAAAUGAUACGGCUGUACAAAUGACACGAUGUUCAUUUGAUAUUCAUGUUCAGGAGAUACUAGGUACAUUGUUAGUUGGAGGCACGUUGAUUAUGCUUCAUCCAGGUGGAACUAUUGAUUUUGAUUAUUUAUCGGAAAUCUUACAGAACAAACAGAUCACAUAUCUACAUACUGUACCAAGUUUACUACACAGUUUCUUUACUUCUGUCGUGCAAAAUAACAAUCCGAAUGUCUUAAAACAUGUUCGAUCACUUUGCAGCAGUGGUGAACCUUUUUCUGUUCCAUUAAUUAGUUUGAUUGUGAAAAUCGGUAUAACAAACUGUAUUGUAUGGAAUUUGUAUGGUCCAGCAGAAGCAACCAUAGGUUCUACAAUUCAUUAUGUAAAUAUUACAAGUGAUACACAGCGUAUUCCGAUCGGUAGACCAUUUUAUAACUAUCGAUGUAUGAUUAUGAAUGAAUAUUUACAAUCAUCUGCUAUCAGUCAACAAGGUGAAUUGUUUGUGGGAGGAGUAGGUGUCUUUGCUGGUUAUCUUGGACGUGAUGAUUUAACUGCAAAAGCUCUUAUGGAAAUAGAUGGUCAACUAUUUUAUCGAACAGGUGAUCUUGUUGAUAUGAGUCAUAAUGGUCUUCUUCAUUAUCAAGGAAGAAAAGAUCAUCAAAUUAAACUACAUGGACAACGAGUUGAACUUGGUGAGAUCGAACGAUGUUUACUUAUCAUUACAUCAAUCUCUGUUUGUGUUGUCAUGAAAUGGAAAGAUGAUUAUUUAGUUGCAUAUGUUCAAAGUUUUGAUAUUAAUGAACAGGAAUUGCGUGAACAUUGUCGAUCUCAUCUGCCACCACAUAUGAUACCAUCUCUUUUUAUUAUACUUGAUAAAUUACCUUUGAAUCAAAAUGGAAAAGUAGACCGAAAACAACUUCCUUCACCCCAGUUUUCCUUAUCAACUUUGUUAUUAUCCGAUAAGUCUGAUACUCCUCUUAAUCAGUUCGAAGAACGUGUACACACGAUUUGGUGUAAAGUUCUUCAUCGUAAUGAAAGUCACAUUUCUAAAGCUACCAGCUUUUUCAGUGUUGGCGGUCAUUCACUGUUAUUUAUUGAACUUUAUCAUCAUUAUCAAUCAGUAUUUAACUUUGAUACUCAAACAAUUUCGAUUGCUCCAUUUCUUCAGCAACCAACUAUAUUUCAACAUUCACAAUUACUUCAAACAGUUACAAUGAAUAAUAUCAAGGCCACACAAUGGUAUACGUUGCAUAUAAAUGAAGGUAUAGCAUCGUAUGCUCAGGAACGUGUAUAUCUUGAUGAGAAAAUGCGUUUUUCUGGAGAAACUGCCAUCUACAAUGAGCUGUUUAUUCUACAAAUUACAAAAGGUUCAUUAUCAGUGGAUCGUUUAUUGCAAGCUCUUCGCUAUGUCCUAAGUAAACAUAAGAUAUUAAGAUCUUCUCUAGUUUUCAAUGAUGACGAUAGUAUUUUAAAACAAUCUAUCACGGAUAAACAUCUGACAUUUACAUUGGCUGCCGACCAAACAUUCAAAAAUGAAAUUGAUCUUCAUAACAUUAUUUCACAAAUAAGUACCAAUUCUAAUCUGUUCGAUUUGUCAAGUGGUUGUGUUUUUUAUUGUCAAAUUCUCAGACAACAGAUGACACCUGAUGAAAACUAUGAUAAAGAGAUUAUUACAGAAUCUGAUGUUCUCGUUAUCGGCUUUCAUCAUGUUGCGAUUGAUCAUUCAACUCUCCCAAUCCUUUUUAAUGAUCUAUGUAAUGCUUACAAUAGUAACAUGACGUGGUUAGAUGAUGAAGAAUCAUUACAAUAUAUUGAUUAUAGUGUUCAUGAGCGUCUAAUCGACAUGACGUUGUCACAUGAAUUUUGGCGUUGCCAAUUGAAUGGAUACAAUCAAGAAUGUCGAUUACCAUUGCCAGUUGAUCGACAUCGCUUAUAUAGUGAUCAAAGAUCUGGAUAUGCUUCGAUUGCUCAUAUCACAUUUGAUAAUGAGAUUUCGACAUCAUUUCUCGAUUAUUCAUCUUCACAUCAAGUCACACCUUUUCAGCUAAUUCUGGCUACACUCUAUGCAUUUCUUUUUAAAUUAACAUAUCGACAAGAUGAUUUAUGCAUCUCUUGUCUCAGUGCAAAUCGAUACAAAACUGAAUUACAGAAUAUGGCUGGAAUGUUUCUUACAGUAUUACCAUAUCGUAUUCAACUUGAUCCUCAAUGGUCAUUUGAUGAAGUAGUUAAAUAUGUACAAGAGAAAAGUUUGUCAAUUCUUGAACAUUCUCAUUAUCCAUUACAGAAUAUUCUUCGUGAUUCUCAUCUUAAUCAAUUAACUGUUCCUUUUCUUCAAACAUUGCUUAAUUUCAUUACUGUAUCUUCAGUUGACGAUCAGUUUACUUUCGAUGAUGUUAGUGUACAGCCAGUAUCAUUAAAACAGCUUUUCGAAGCGUCUAAAUUUGAUUUUAAUUUGAAACUUCUUUACAAUCCAAACUCGGAUGACAAUAUAUUGUCAUGUCGUUUUACUUGUUCACGUGAUCUGUUUGAAGAUACGACAGUUACAAAAAUGAUACAAAGAUUUCAAUAUCUUUUUGAACAACUUUUUUCAACGAAUUUUAAUAUUAAUCAGACUGAUUUAGCAGUUUCAUCUAUUGACAAACUUACUCUUGUUUUACCGGAUGAAGUGAAUGAAAUGCAACACAUAGCGUUUUACCGUCAAUCAAACGUGACGAAUGAAGGUAUGUCGUUUUCCUAUUUAUCAUAUAUAUGAUGAUUUUUAUUGAUAUAGUUCAGUUAGAUGAGAGAGACAUGUAUGAUAUGUAUAAAUAUUAUAUUUUCAAAGUUAAAAGUAUUGAUUGACCUGCGUUAGCUCAAGAAUCAUAAUGUUAGUCUGUUUUUCAAUAUAGAAUAAAAAUAUAUGAAUAUAAAAAGAUCUCACUAAUCUUCAAUGUGAAAUCCUUUCAAAAUUUUUUGCAGAUAGAACACUAUAUAGUAUAAAUAUAUGACGUUUAGUAGUAAUGAUAAGCAUAAGAGUUGUGAUUAAAAAGGUAUUAAGUUUUUGGCAUAAUUGUUUUCGACUAGAAUGCUAAGAAUAAUAUGACAACUGAGUGAAACACAGCUUAAUUUAUAAAGUUUUAGAUAGUUUUUUUUGGAAAUUUAUUUGGCAUUAUAAAAUUCAGGUUUAAUCCUGAAGACAAUGAGUUAUAUCAAUAUCGAUGACAAUUUCGUUAUCUUGUAAUAAUCUAAUUAUAGCAUCAUCAACUCAGUUUCUGUAAACACGAAUUAAAACAACAACAUAUUUUAGUGACGCUAACUUAUCUUUUUUAAUUCAGAUUAGACACAGUUCAAGUGCAAAUCUCUUUUUGACACUAUAGUUUGACACUUUUUAAGCGAAUCCAUAUUUAUAGUUUUAAAUAAAACUAACCACUUUUUAAUAAAAUUUUUUAAAACAUAUGAUGACGAUGAUGGAUGUAAGAAUAUGAUCAGUAGAUAAUUAUUCGACGUUUCGAUAACUUAAGUGUCAUGCAUGAGAAAGUAAAAAUCAACAUAUGUAAGACAACAUUAACAUUUAAUUGAUUGUUUUUCUUUCACUUUAUUUAGUAAUACUAAAAUGAACUGAAAGUAGAUUUUAUUCAAAAUUAUUAUCAGUCUUAAAAUUAGUUUUGUUUAUACUUUGGAAAGCUAGCUACCUCAAACUACGGUACAUUUUUCCGACAAAUUUUGUUUGA
Messenger RNA from Adineta steineri, 6561 nucleotides. The record is from the annotation of a GenBank genome assembly. Lineage: Eukaryota; Metazoa; Rotifera; Eurotatoria; Adinetida; Adinetidae.